GGAAGGAAUUGGCCGACGGACAUGCCUGGGGCUGCGGUGGCCAUGGCGACGGGCACUUCCGGGGGCCGCGGUGGCCAUGGCGACGGGUCGAAUCGACGGCGGACUGGGACCCGCCCUGAGCUGAAUGUUGAAAAAAGGCUCCGAUGUUUGAAACCGAUAGCGACCAUGGAAACAAAGCCCUCGGGGAACGCGAUGCUUCAGCAGGCGAACCAGCUGUGGGACCUGUUGGAUGGUUUGUCCGAAGACAGCCCUGAAGUCUACCAGAAGUUCAUCCAACACCAACUUCAGGAGGGUAUCAAGCAGUUCACUCCCCCGGAUCCCCACACCUGCUUCCUGACAAGAAUAUUAGAACCUCACGAGAAAUUGCUCUAUGUGAACCUUUGCAAAUGGACCAGGAUUCCGGCACCAGAGUCUGACUGCAAUCCCAUCCCUCUCGGUGGAGGGAAGUUGGAGGAAAUAGUAGAGGGCACGGACAUUUACUCUGUCACAGACAUUGCCUACAACCCAGAUGUCCUAAAGAGAGGCAGCAAGGACCCUGCGGAAAUGGACCAACUGGUGCUUCUGGCAAUAAAAUACAUCGAAGAGCAGUUUCGUGUGCGCUUGUCUUACUCUUACACCACACUGCCAGCUACGCUCAAAGGAAGCAUUCAGAAAAUGAAGGAGAGAUUAACAGGAAUUUCUGCUGCCACCCAGAGUGGCGAGGGGAUAGCGACAGGAAGCGUGGAUUCACUGCUCAAACAGCUGACCAGACUGAGCGUAGGAAACACCAAAUGCAAAGAGAAUCCCGAUCCAAUUCAGUUGUUGACUGACAUUUCGCAGCCAAAGAAGCCAGGACUCAUUGAAGAGAUUUCAAGUACGGAGCGAGAUAGCGGUGGCAAUCAAUUAGCAACGCCAGAGUAUGAGAUGUCUCUCAUUAAGGAUGAAAGCGGGAAACCACGAGCCCUUCAGUUAUCAGUGGAACUACCUCGACUGUCAUCUAUCGUGGAGUGUGAUCUCAGUGUGUCGGAGGAUGACUUGGUCAUUGAUGUCCCCGGGAUCUACAAGCUGGAGCUCAACCUCCAGGUAGCAGUCAACCAAGAUUCGGUCAGUGCAAAAUUCAGUAAGAGGACCCACAUUUUGUCGGUGAUGAUGGCUAUUAAAUAAUCGCUGCACUUUCUUGCAUCGAAAACGUCUGUGGCUUUAAGGUAAAAUUGAGAAUGCCAUCGUCGAAAGCAAUACUUGCAUUUGCAAAUACCUUUUUUUUAAAAAAAAUAUGACACUUUACAAAGCACCAAAAUCCAAUCUUGCCCCGUAACGAGAAGAGCGAAUUAACAGUCUGAGCUGCUUCAACCAGAUUCCCACCAGGGAAUGAAAAUAGCUUCGGAUACGGACACGCACUUUCGGAGGCAAUUUUGUCGGCCGGUAGUAGAUUAGGCAUUUUAGUGGCAGCUUCGAAGGCCCCACAAACGCGCAGAAAUCGCCUCAAAGAAAUGUUUUUGAAGCAUCGGUCAGUGCAAGAAAUAAAAUAAUUUCAAGUAUUUGCUCUGUGUACCAUCAAUAAUCAUAUUUUAUACUGAAAUAAAACUUGCAAAUGUCA
Callorhinchus milii (elephant shark) is the source of this 1576-nucleotide messenger RNA. RefSeq names its product PIH1 domain containing 2 (gene pih1d2). Gene Ontology annotation, cellular component: cytoplasm; R2TP complex; ribonucleoprotein complex. The record is from RefSeq and is a predicted model, not a curated record. The coding region runs from base 22 to 1143 and encodes 373 amino acids. Gene Ontology annotation, biological process: rRNA processing; box C/D snoRNP assembly. The transcript has 5 exons. Lineage: Eukaryota; Metazoa; Chordata; Chondrichthyes; Chimaeriformes; Callorhinchidae.